AAAAAAAGUAAAGUAGUACAUAUUGACGGUUGUUUGUUAUUUUGCCAAACGUUUCUAACUUGUGAAGUUUUACAUUGCUUGAACGAAUUUAUAAUUGCUGAAAAAUGACGGAAACCGAUAGCACCAACAGGCCUUUGCAAAUGCCGGUGGAUUUUCUACCUUAUCUUGAAAGAUAUAGAGUGUACCAAAUGUUGAAGGACAUGACAAGAGACCUCAUUGUCCACUUGCCGAAGGAUCAUCUCAAGCAUAUGAAGGUUUUUUUGAGCAAGCAUAUGCAUGCAACGGAGGCACCGCGGAUGUUGUUACUCAUUGCACCUGAUCUUACCAUAGAUGUGAAAUGUCUGGCGAAACAGAUGAUAAAGGACUUCGGUUGCUUCGUAGUGACACGUCGCUGCGUGAUGGAUCGCUAUGAGAAACACGAUGACUACGUGCCAGGAUGUGUGUCUCCUCAGCUGAUGUCGGAGGUCACGAAGAGCAUAGUUACGAAGGAACCCGUGCCUCAUGCUGGAUGGCUUAUGUUUGACCACCCGUGCACGGUCCGCGAGGCGCGCUGUCUGCAGCAGGACGGAGUGCUGCCCACGGUGACCAUCGUACUCUCCAACACGCCUCCCGUGGCGCCGCAGACCUCCAGCAACCUCACCCCUUCCAGAAACUUCUUCCAGCAAGAUUUUGAAGGCCUCAAGUUUGCAUACAAAGCUACCUUGAAGGAGGUAUACAUUGAACCCGAGGAUGACGCGGAUAAGAUAUCGACCAAGUGCUUCAACGCGGUCCGCGCAUUUAACUCCGGAGCACAAGGUCCGAAGCAAGGUAUCAGCGUAGUAGGAGCGCCCGGCGUCUACCGGGUGCUGCUGCUUGGGCCGCGGGGCUCCGGCCGCAGGAGCCAGGCACAUCUACUCGCGAAGCACUUCGGACUAGUUUACUUGCAUUUCGACGCUGUUUUCAAUGAAGCAGGAGCAAAGGAUGAUGAGCUAGGCCAAAGAAUUCGCAGCUUUGGUACCAGCAUCCAGCUUCGAGCCGAGGCAGUCAAGAGGCGGCUCAUCAAAAAGGACUGCAUCGACCACGGAUGGGUGUUAACUGGAUUCCCAACAUGCGGCAGUGAUUUCGAGCUUCUAGACAAUAUGCCUACUCCACCAAACCGAAUAAUAUUUCUUAAUAUAGAUGUAGGGACAUGUCGCCAACGCUCGUCACGGCAGGGAGUGGACUGGUGCACGGGCCAGACUGCGCCGAUGGGAUCGGGGCCCCGAGUAGUCAUCCACCCUAACUACGACGCAGAACGACUGGAACAAGAAUGGGACACAUACUUCACGGAGUCCCUGGCGGAGCUACGAGCAGCAGCCGGCAUUACCGCGACGGAGGUAGACGCUAGCGAACCGUUUGAUAAAGUUCAAGUGAAGAUACAAGCGGCCGUCAUUGCAGCACCACCCUUUGAUAUAGAGUGCUGUUCCCAAUUGCGCAAUGUACGUGCCGAUUAAAUUUUUCGUCAUUAUACUAAUUUUAUCUGGUAGUAUUUAUUAAUUUAGAAAUAAAAGAUUUUGUCGUUAGAAAAAUGUUUUUAUUUAUGUACUCCUCCGUACUUCAAUUGAAAUUAUUUAAUUUCUACAUAAUUAUUUAAUUAUUCUGCUAAUUAUGAACUAACAAUUCUGCAGUCUCAAAAUAAUUACAUACAUACAGUUAAGAACACUGAGGUAGUCUCUAGGAUGUGAUGAGACUCAGUAUCGGAUCAUCAGCCGCUAGCAGCAGAUGAAUCGAUAAACGAAAAGUCAUGGAAACAGGCCUCUCGCAUUUCACACGCAAACUAUUGCUUUCACUAAAAAUAAAAAUGCAUCAAUUUUUACAAUUAAGUUCACGCACCAGUCAGACGCGCAUGCGCAACGGCAGAAACUCGAUCAGAUCUCGGCUCCGUGACGGCAGGCCGCCCGCCGCACACGCCACACACACGCGACACUCAUACAUCAGACAGGCA
Molecule: messenger RNA, 1963 nt
Organism: Trichoplusia ni (cabbage looper)
Lineage: Eukaryota; Metazoa; Arthropoda; Insecta; Lepidoptera; Noctuidae
Product: adenylate kinase 8
Exons: 11
Coding region: 105-1472 (455 amino acids)
Biological process (GO): nucleoside triphosphate biosynthetic process
Cellular component (GO): cytoplasm
Molecular function (GO): nucleoside diphosphate kinase activity; AMP kinase activity; ATP binding
Source: RefSeq, a predicted model, not a curated record